AUGUUACUAAAAUCACAUACCGAAGCGGACAACGACGCGGCGAUACAGAUAGUUCAGAAAAAGCCCAAGCGUAAAUGGAUCAGCUACAUUUGGGAUACCUUUGACAAGUCACCAGAGGAGCGUCAUUUGCUUUUCAAACUAGAUUCGGCCAUCUUGACGUUCGCAUCUUUAGGAUAUUUUAUCAAGUAUUUGGAUCAGAUCAAUAUCAACAAUGCAUUUGUGUCUGGAAUGAAGGAAGAUUUGGGCAUGUACGGCAACGAACUCAACUACAUGCAGACAUGCUGGACUAUCGGCUACGUUAUUGGAGAAAUUCCCAGCAAUAUACUCCUAACUCGUAUCAAGCCGCGAUAUUGGAUUCCGGCUAUGGAGCUUCUCUGGACGGUUCUCACAAUGUCGUUAUCCCGGUGUAACACCCCUACUCAGUUCUAUGUUCUUAGAUUUUUCGUUGGGCUCGCUGAAAGUACUUUCUAUCCUGGAAUGCAGUAUAUCAUCGGCUCAUGGUACCGGAAAGAUGAGUUGGCCAAACGUUCAUGCAUCUUUCACACAAGUAGUGGAAUUGCUAGUAUGUUUUCUGGUUAUCUGAUGGACGCGGUUUUCCACCUCGGAGGACGAGGAGGCUUCAAGGGCUGGCAAUGGCUGUUUAUUAUUGAUGGGGUUAUUUCCCUGCCCGUGGCUAUUAGUGGAUUCUUUAUCCUUCCUGAUGUGCCUGAGAUCGCCAAUCCGUGGUAUCUAAGCAAAGAGGCAAACCAGGAGGUCAAUCUUGCCCAAACACGAAUGAAAUUAGAAGGAAGACAGAACAGAGAGCCAUACACAAGGUCAAAGCUGAAGAAAAUUUUCACCUCGUGGCACAUCUAUCUUUUGACCCUACUUUACAUAUGUUUUAACAAUGGUGCCGCUGGAAGUCAGCCUAUCUUCCAACAGUUCCUCAAAAACUCGAAGAAUCCUGUAUAUUCAAUCAGCCAGAUUAAUUCGAUACCAACCACCACCCCAGCGGUUCAAGUUGUGACAACCCUCGCUUAUGCGUGGAUAUCGGAUACUGUCCUGAACGGCAGGCGUUGGCCCCCGAUCAUCUUCGGUGCUUGCAUCAACAUCGUAAGUUACGUUUCUCUCGCCGUUUGGGACAUUCCGAUGGGAUGGAAAUGGACUUGUUACAUUAUCAGUGGGGCUGGAUAUGGACUCAGUGGUCUGUUAAUGGCCUGGGCACAUGAGAUAUGUUCUGAAGAUAACGAAGAGCGAUCCUUAGUUAUUGGAAGCAUGAACGAAAUGGCGUAUGUUUUCCAAGCCUGGCUGCCUCUUGUUGUAUGGCAGCAAGUCGAUGCGCCGGAAUACCCGAAGGGCUUUAUCACUGUCACCAUUCUGUCAGUUAUCUUGAUUAUUGGUACUUUUGGUGUUCGUUUCCUUCACAAAAGAGAGAAAUUGAGAAAAGGACAGACUAACGAGGGAGAGAAGAUGGAAACUAGCCUCUCAGAUUCACCAGGAAUGUCUUCCGUUAAUCCAAUUGAGACAAAGCCUAUUAAUAUAAAGUCUUCAGAUAGGUGA
Molecule: messenger RNA, 1539 nt
Organism: Penicillium vulpinum
Lineage: Eukaryota; Fungi; Ascomycota; Eurotiomycetes; Eurotiales; Aspergillaceae
Product: Major facilitator superfamily domain general substrate transporter
Exons: 12
Coding region: 1-1539 (512 amino acids)
Biological process (GO): transmembrane transport
Cellular component (GO): membrane
Molecular function (GO): transmembrane transporter activity
Source: RefSeq, a predicted model, not a curated record